CUUGCCAGCUUUGGGUUGCCCGACGCCCAGGCGUCUCAUUGUCCUUCCAGAGCUCCCAGAGACCUAUGGGCCUGGUCCAUGAAACGAAUCCAAGAAUGCCGACAGAAACGCCUUCCACGUUUCGGACGCUCACGCUACCUGGCCGGUGUGUUCAUCCGCGCCGCCGGUUACGACGCUUAUUCGCCAGGCGUCGGUGGUCUGGACGACUCGGAUGACGAAGAGCCUGCGGCAAUGCUUGGUAGGCCAGCAACGGACAGGAAAACCGGCAACGACGAUAUGCUGAUGGCGGUGCUAGGAGCGGCCAAGAGUAAACGUCUCAAGAACGUCCCCAAACUUCAGAGCGUUGCCAGGCUUGGUGGCAUCUACCUUCCGCCAUCCAAACUCCAAUAA
Messenger RNA from Protopolystoma xenopodis, 390 nucleotides. The record is from the annotation of a GenBank genome assembly. Lineage: Eukaryota; Metazoa; Platyhelminthes; Monogenea; Polystomatidea; Polystomatidae.